This is a messenger RNA of Daldinia vernicosa, 1988 nucleotides long. RefSeq names its product glycosyltransferase family 31 protein. The record is from RefSeq and is a predicted model, not a curated record. Gene Ontology annotation, cellular component: membrane. Bases 338 to 1726 code for a protein of 462 amino acids. Gene Ontology annotation, molecular function: glycosyltransferase activity. Lineage: Eukaryota; Fungi; Ascomycota; Sordariomycetes; Xylariales; Hypoxylaceae. The transcript has 2 exons.
GCUUAACCUUGGACGUCACUAAACCUCCUAAUCCCCCGCAUAUCGAGGGCUCAGCACAUCUUUACCACUCAUCUUUAAGUUUUUAAAAAAGUUCGCAGUUCUCAUUUUCCUUUUUUUUCUCGUAUUGGGGUCAGCAUUAGAAACCUGUAUUCCCCUUUUCUUAACUUCCCAUACUUCUUCCUCUCCAAUUUUGAAUUGUCUACGAAAACAUUUACAAUCGUUUCAGACUUUCGUUUUUUGAUACGCAUGUUCUCGGUUUGAUCAGCCAGCAUCGUUUGGCUGCUGGUCUCGGUCGCACGGACAUAAUCGACAACAGCAAUCAACAUCCACCAUCACGAUGGGGAUCGCCGAACGAAGAUCGAUCCGCUCUUGCAUCACACGCAUGUCUCGCCCGCAAAAAAUUGGCCUGGGUGCCUUGGUUUUCCUAUUCAUUCUUUAUAGUUUAACACCAUACGAUAGUCGACCACGAUCCUUUUUCCGGUUCCAACAAAAUGUUAUGCAAGAUUAUUACCAGAAUGCCCUCCCGAGCGAUUCCUGGCUCUUCAAGCCGCAACCUUACCCCAUCGACCCUAGUAAUGAUAUCGGCAUAGUAAUCAAGACCGGAUUUGGGACAAAAAAAAGGGUUCCAGCGGCGCUGCAAGCGUUGAGUAGCGAGUCCUUAAAUGCGGACACCAUCGUUGUUCAGGAUUUUCCGCUGUUCCCGGGUCAGAAGAAUUAUACAUUGGCUAGUGGGAAAGAAGUGCCGGUCAUCGAUAUCAUUGGGUGGAACCUAGAACGAGGCUCUCUAAGGGGCCAAGAACAACACGAGCGCGUGAUGAAAUAUAUUAACCUUGCCGAUGCUGUUGACGGCGAAGAGUGGAUGUUAGCUGAUACGUUAGGCAAGGACAUGGGAUGGGAACUAGAUGCGAUGAAGUUUCUCCCAAGUCUCGAAUAUAUCUGGCACACUAUGCCGAAAAAGAAGUGGUACAUAAUGUUGGACGACGACACCUAUAUCAUCAAAUCAUCCUUGGCUUUGCUCCUGGGACACUUAAACUACGGCAAACCGCAGUUCAUUGGUAACCCUGUAGGCGACUACAAGGGUCGUUUCCCACACGGCGGAUCAUCCGUAGUUAUAUCCGGCGCUGCUCUGAGCAAACUAUACGAAGAGCAUCCCGAGGUCGUUGCUGAGGGCCACCAGGAAUCGGCCACGGCAAUCUAUGGCGAUAAGCUACUUUCUACAACGUUUAUGAAAAUAGGCAUCUAUCUUGACGAGACAUACCGACGCCUGUUUAACGGCGAACCCCCUUGGAUGACGCGGAUGUGGAUCGACAGAUUCUGUCUGCCCUUAGUGUCGUUCCACGGCCUCGGCAACGACGACGCUAUGCUACAUGUAGGCGAUACGUUCAAGAAUAUGACGGAACCCGUGUUUUGGAGACAGUUGGGGAAGAUUUAUGGCGCUCCGAACUUCGCUUCGUUUAUUGCCGAACCGAUUCGAUCUAACGUGGAUUAUGUGGGACGCCUGGACGAGUACAGCAAAACCAUAGACAAGGUCACAGAAGUUGAUGCAUGUCUCAAAAUCUGCAAUGAUCACUCAACAGAAUGCUUAGCUUGGACGUUUGAUCCAGGACGUCAACAAUGUCACAUUGCGCGAUGGGCAAUCCUAGGAGAUGUUGCUGAGGGUCGGUUUUCUGGUAUAAAUGGGCAGCUAGCUCAGAAGCUAGAAAGCUCAUGUCACGGCCCAACGUAGGGCCAUUUUGUCUCUUUCAAUCUCUGGUAUUCUGUUCUAUAUAUGUACGGGUCGGUAUGACAUAAACGAACUGUCUCAUUCAGCAGAGACGUACUGUUUGGACGGGCGGCGUUAUACAUAGACUUCGCAGAGGGAAGGGGACACGUGACUUGGAAUGAUACCCGGGAUGGAAUGUAAUUUAUAAUGAAGUUUUUUAAUCCUAAUUGGAUCCAACUGUAUAUUCUUAUAGCUCUAUGAACGACGAAUGCAAAACUUCUUCCCA